UUCGUAUUAAAUGAAAUUGCUCCACACCCUGGGUACUGGUACCCUACACGGAGUUGCUUAGCGGGACACAAGGAGGGUAAUCUUGUGCCCAUCAACCCAGUAGAGCUAGUACCCAGUUUUCUGAGUUUUUAAGGACCGGCCUCAGAGCUGAGAUACGUUGUUGUUGUCUGUGGUGGUUGAAAUCAGCUGUGAGGCCUUUCGUUAUUGAUAACUUAUGAAAGUCAGAUCGGAUUCUCUAAUCGCCUUCUAUUAGGAAUGCCAGUUCAAAACGAUAUGCCGCCGCCAGCGGGUUAUGGACUGGGGAAUGCCGUAUGUGCCGUUUGUCAAGAAAGUUUUGGGGUUGACGAGCGAAUGGUAAAUUCCAAUGGUCAAAUUCUACACGAACGCUGUUUUGUUUGUGUGCAAUGCUUCCAGCCAUUUCCUGAUGGCUUGUUUUACGAGUAUGAUGAACGAAGAUAUUGUGAAGAAGACUUCCAGACUUUGUUUGCUCCUUGUUGCAAACAGUGUGGUAAGUUUGUGGUUGGACGUGUUAUAAAGGCAAUGCAAGCUAAUUGGCAUCCUGAUUGCUUCCGUUGUGAAAUCUGUAAUGAUGGACUGGCAGACUCUGGCUUUGUCAAGAAUGCAGGCAGGGCACUAUGCAAGAAAUGUAAUGCAGAUGAAAAGACUAAGAAAACGGGACGAUAUGUGUGUCGCAAGUGUCAUACUUACAUUCCCGAGGGACAGCAUCUGAUGUACAUGGGUGAGCCUGUUCAUCCAUGGCAUUACAACUGCUUCUCGUGCAAUAAAGAGCUGGACCAUCUAUGUCGCAAGCGAGACACAGAGUUGUAUUGUUUAAGAUGCCAUGAUAAAAUGGGGACACCGAUCUGUGGUGCUUGUAGGCGACCUGUUGAAGAGCGUGUGGUACAUGCCCUCGGAAAAGCUUGGCAUGUAGAGCACUUUGUAUGUGCCAAGUGUGAGAAGCCUUUCUAUGGACAUCGUUACUAUGAAAGGAAGGGACUGGCCUACUGCGAGACUCACUAUAAUGAGUUGUUUGGUGAUGUAUGCUUCGAAUGCAACAAAGCUAUUGUUGGAGAUGUGGUGAAUGCCCUUCACAAGUGCUGGUGUGUUCAGCAUUUCACUUGCAUUGGAUGCAACAUCUCUUUAAAUCUCAAGAGCAAAUUUCAUGAAUUUGACAUGCAGCCACUGUGCAAGAAGUGCUAUGAGAAGAUGCCUCUUGAGCUUAAAAAGAGAUUGAAGAAAGCAGAGCAAACAGCCAGUAGAAAGUAGCAGCCUGAAGACUGAACGCUUUUGUGUCCUAGCUAUUUCAUUAUAUGUGUACUUGCCAGUAGUGUCAAAGAAGGUCAAACCUGCAGACCACUUUAUGACACCUGGCAGAAUAAUUUGAGCUAUUACAAACAAACUAAACCCUAUAACUCUCAUCAGUGACCAAGACACAGUUUCUCGUUACAAUAUCAUUACAAUAUCAAGCAGACAAAUGACAAGAAUAAAAAAAAAUA
Stylophora pistillata is the source of this 1496-nucleotide messenger RNA. RefSeq names its product LIM and senescent cell antigen-like-containing domain protein 1. The record is from RefSeq and is a predicted model, not a curated record. Gene Ontology annotation, biological process: cell-cell junction organization; cell-cell adhesion; positive regulation of substrate adhesion-dependent cell spreading. Gene Ontology annotation, cellular component: cytoplasm; focal adhesion; cell-cell junction. NCBI's taxonomy places the organism in Eukaryota, Metazoa, Cnidaria, Anthozoa, Scleractinia, Pocilloporidae.